Messenger RNA from Leptosia nina, 852 nucleotides. The record is from the annotation of a GenBank genome assembly. NCBI's taxonomy places the organism in Eukaryota, Metazoa, Arthropoda, Insecta, Lepidoptera, Pieridae.
AUGAAGUCCCUUAUACUGAUAAGCCUAUUGGUCGUAGCUGCAUCGGAGCCAAUUAAAAUAACAACCCUAUAUAAAUAUCAUGAGACAAUUGGCAUCCCUGCUGCAGCCAGGAUCAAGCAAGCUGAAGAAGCUCUAGAUUUUGACGGCUCCAGGAUAAUAGGUGGAAACCCUUCAAACUUGGGGAAUAAUCCGCAUUUGGGCGGUCUUGUGAUCCUUUUAACGGAUGGCAGAACCUCAGCAUGUGGGUCUUCCCUCUUGUCAAAUACGAAAGCGGUGACGGCAGCUCACUGCUGGACGGACGGAAACGUCCAAGCCCGCCAGUUCACCGUAGUCUUGGGCACAGUGCGCCUCUUCUCUGGUGGAGUACGUGUCACCACUACCAAUGUCGUGAUGCAUCCCCAGUGGAAUCCAAGUACAACAUUUGGUGAUGUCGCCAUGAUCACUAUGAGCCAUGUCAAUUAUAAUAACUACAUCCAACCUAUAGCUUUGGCUUCUGGAAGCAACAACUACGUUGGAUCCUGGGCGGUUGCUGCUGGGUAUGGCACAACUUCAGAUCGUGAAACGACUGUGCCCCAAGACACUAUCCAGAGGGAAGUAAACCUGAGGGUGAUCUCGAAUUCUGAAUGUCAGAGAACUUUCUGGAUGGUGUCCAACUCUCACCUUUGUGUCGCGACUCAAAGUGGCAGUACUUGUCGUGGGGAUUCUGGUGGUCCUCUUGCUUUUGGGACAGGAAAUGGACGGGUUCUGAUCGGAAUCACUUCAUUUGGCCAUAUUCUGGGAUGUCAGCGAGGUUUUCCAGUAGUAUUCAGCAGGGUUACUACCUUCAACUCCUGGAUUCGUGGCCGUUUGUAA